This is a messenger RNA of Colletotrichum destructivum, 1972 nucleotides long. RefSeq names its product Putative major facilitator superfamily, MFS transporter superfamily. Gene Ontology annotation, biological process: transmembrane transport. The record is from RefSeq and is a predicted model, not a curated record. The coding region runs from base 179 to 1768 and encodes 529 amino acids. Gene Ontology annotation, molecular function: transmembrane transporter activity. NCBI's taxonomy places the organism in Eukaryota, Fungi, Ascomycota, Sordariomycetes, Glomerellales, Glomerellaceae. The transcript is spliced from 6 exons.
GGAAGCACACGCACAGCUUGUUCAUCUGGAAUUGGGCCUCUUCCCGUGGGAAGACAGACACUCGGUGUCUACAGACUGCAGUUACGCUUUUCGAAUCCAUUUGGCUUCACGAUAGAGGUGAUCGCAACCAAACCAAAAAAGAAAAAAUAGAAAAAGAAAAAGAACCGCUUCUUCAGGAAUGGAGGCAGACGGAGAAAAGAUCACUUGGCGGUCGCUGCCCAGAAAGGACCAACUGGCAAUUCUGUGUUUCUUACGGUUUGCUGAGCCCGUGGUCAGCAUUUCACUACUCACAUAUCUCUACUACCAGUUGCAGUCCUUGGACCCUAGCUUGGAAUCGGGGACGAUCGUCCAACAAGUAGCCUACUUGCAAACCAGUUUUAUGCUUUCGCAAUGCUUUUCCUCCAUGUUCCUUGGCAGGCUGGCCGAUUCUCCAAAGGGAGGGAGGAAACUCGUCCUUUUGAUGGGGCUAGCAGGGUCGUUUGUUGGUUGUGUGGCGUUUGGCUUCAUCACCAAUUUCAAGCAAGCCCUGGCAUUGCGUAUCCUCGAAGGGUUCGUGAACGGCAACGUGGCGACGGUGCGAACCAUGGUGUCGGAAGUAGUUGUCGAGAAGCGAUUUCAACCCCAUGCUUUUUUGCUGCUUCCAAUCUCCUUCAAUGUGGCUGCCAUGGCUAGUCCUUUGAUGGCUGGUCAGCUAGCAGAUCUCCCAGGUAAAUACCCGGACAAGUUUGGAAACAACGCCUUUUUGAAGGCGUGGCCAUACGCGCCCCCGGCGCUGGUAAGCGGCUUCAUCAUGCUGCUCGCCUUCUUCGCGGUGUUUUUCUUCCUGGAAGAGACUCUUGAGCCGCUGAAACACAGAUUCGACCCGGGACUAGCGGUUACCAAGAAGGUCCGAUCGGUUAUUUUCAGGAUUAGGACCUCGACUGACGAUCCGAUCUCUCCUGGUGACGCCACUGACGAAGAAAUGUCCCGCAUGCUUGACCAAGACCCGGAGUCGUCGGAAAGAGAGUCGGAAGAGCACAUCGAGUCUUUCAAAACUGCCAAAGUACCAAAGGUUCUUCCGACGAGAAGGAUCUUCACGAGAAACCUGUGCUACACCCUUUUGGCGUACGCGAUACAGGAAUACCACAUCACCACGUACAACACCCUCUGGACGAGCUUCCUCAGCGACCCGGUCGACCAAGAAAACCAAGCAAAGUUGCCGUUCUUCUUCUCCGGAGGCGCGGGCAUGAAGCCGGAUCAGAUAAUGUGGUCUCUCUUCAUGGUGGGAGUGCUAGGCCUUCCAACCCAGCUGCUCAUUUACCCCCGUAUCAACCGCCGACUGGGGACGCUCAAGAUGUGGCGCACUUUCAUGCUGGGCAUGCCCCUCAUGUACCUUGUAGUGCCGUACAUCGCGGCCAUGCCAUCGUCUACGCCGCCGCCAGCCGGGAAGACUGGAUUCCCCGUCUGGUUCCUCAUCAUCUCCGUUCAGAUGAUGAUGGUCGGGACAUCAACCUUUGUUGUCCCGGCACAGCUGGUCUUGACAAACCUAUCCUCGCCCCAUCCCUCGGCUCUGGCCAGAACCCAUAGCAGCGCUUUCUUGCUCUCGGGCCUGGUGCGGUCGGCCACGUCUGCCAUUGCCGGAGUGCUGUACAGCUAUGGCUCUUCCCACAACAUCACCGGAUUGGCUUGGUGGGUAGCCGGCGCGUUUGCUGUUCUUGGUUGUUGGAAUAGUCGGAUUGUGAAAGAAGGAAAUGGCCACGAGAUUUGGCUCACAGGUGAUGUCGAAUAAAGAGUUGACGUCCUGUCUCUCGACGUUCGUUUUUUGGCGAUAGAGUCCGUUUUUUUCACACACUCCUUGAUAAGAGUUCUGUUUUUCUAGACGAAACUAGCGAAUUUUCUCUCUUUAUAGAAUCGAUGAGGAGAUAGAACCAGAUCACCAGAGGCUGAUAGGAGAAGAGCCACACUCAUUGCCUGGUGCAUCAGAAGACAAAUC